Molecule: messenger RNA, 1521 nt
Organism: Synchiropus splendidus (mandarinfish)
Lineage: Eukaryota; Metazoa; Chordata; Actinopteri; Syngnathiformes; Callionymidae
Gene: lman2la
Product: lectin, mannose-binding 2-like a
Exons: 9
Coding region: 4-1092 (362 amino acids)
Biological process (GO): endoplasmic reticulum organization; endoplasmic reticulum to Golgi vesicle-mediated transport; Golgi organization
Cellular component (GO): COPII-coated ER to Golgi transport vesicle; endoplasmic reticulum membrane; endoplasmic reticulum-Golgi intermediate compartment
Molecular function (GO): D-mannose binding
Source: RefSeq, a predicted model, not a curated record
ACGAUGGCCGCAGCCAGCUGCUGGAGCGACCCACAAUCUUUACUCACUGUAUUUUCCACGCGGAGAAAGAUGCUGUUUAAAUCGUAUUUUACUGUUGUUGUAUUUAUUUGUAGCACAGUCCUGUGUUUAGCCGACGAUGACCACGAGAUGGAGGAAUUUCUGAAGCGGGAGUACUCGCUGUCGAAGCCCUACCAAGGUGUGGGAUCCUUAGGCUCCUCCCACUGGGAGCUGCAAGGCGAUGCCAUGGUAACGACGGAGCAGGUGCGGCUAACACCUGAGAUGCAGAGUCGACAGGGGGCAGUAUGGAGCCGCCUGCCAUGUCACCUGAAGGACUGGGAGAUGCAGGUGCACUUCAAGAUCCAUGGACAAGGCAAGAAGAACCUGAAUGGUGAUGGCUUAGCCAUCUGGUACACUAAGGAGCGAAUGCAGAAAGGCCCGGUGUUUGGAAAUAUGGACAACUUCACGGGUCUGGGGGUGUUUGUGGACACCUACCCCAACGAGGAGAAGCACCUGGAGACUCAGAAGAAGAGAUACACACCUCGCACUCAGAGGAUCUUCCCCUUCGUCCUGGCCAUGGUGGGCAACGGCACCAUCAGCUACGACCAUGAACGCGAUGGACGCCCUACAGAACUGGGCGGCUGCAAUGCAAUGAUCCGAAACUUGAAACACGACACCUUCCUCUUCAUCCGCUACAUUCGGCGGCGUUUAACGGUGAUGAUUGACAUCGAUGGUCAGCACGAGUGGAGGGAUUGUCUGGACAUUCCGGGCGUCCGGCUGCCUCUCGGAUAUUACUUUGGGGCCACAGCCGUCACUGGAGAUCUGUCAGAUAACCAUGACAUCAUCUCCUUAAAACUCUACCAACUGACGGUUCUGAGGAGCAAAAAGGAGGAGGAAGAAGAGGAUGAAGAGAUAACAAUCCCAAGCGUGGAUAACAUGGAACUGCUGCGAGUAAUUCAAAAAGAAGAAGGGAUGAGCGCUGUCUCCAUUUUCUUCACUGUUCUCUUCUCCAUGCUGGGCUGCGUGUUUCUUAUCGUGAUCGGCCUGGUGGUCUACGGCCACUGGACCGAGAGUCGACGCAAGCGCUUCUACUGAGACUGAAGUGCUGCUCCAGGCCACUAGGGGACAGCACACUCAUGAGAGCGGAGGAGAAGCUGACCCACGACAGCCGACAUGAAGGUUUCCUCAUCCAACAUGAGUGUCGUCCUGCACCUGCUGGAUUCAAACCGACUCGGCCUUAACACGCCUGCAUUCUUAACAUCAAAUGCAAGCCAGACGCCACUGAAGUCAGAAGAGAUCCCACUUUUAUUAUACCGUCAACCUCAAAAUUAUUUAAAUCUGUAUUUUAAUACUUAAACCGCUGCUGACCCUUUUACGCCGACUUAUCUGCACUGAAGAAUGAGAGUUACUACAGAAAAGUCUGCAGUGGUCCUUCACACAACUGUUGGUUGCUGCCUCAUUGUUCUUUUGUCCAUAUUUAUUUUCGUCACCUGUUUGUGUCAGACAUUUUUAUUUGGUUUCAAA